AUCUCAGCUAAUUACGGCUCUGAUACGGCUUAUUAGCGCAUACCCACCUUUGCUACCUUGCUUCUCCACCCACCACCCUUUUCAGAUCUCUGUCCUGGCUCCGCCUCUCGCCGGCGUUAUAAUGGGCUGGUCUGAAAGUGGUGGAGAGACACAGAACCACAGGGGAAGAGAGAGAUAAUGACAAUAACACUAAUAACCCUAAUAACCCGGCUACUGCCCGCGCCGCACCGAGGAGCCGUCCCGGCGCUGAGAGAGGAGUAGCAGCAGCCCCGACGUCCCCGGAUUGCUGCUCCCCGCGCCCGGGGAUCGCCGGACGGUAACAUCGGCCGCACCCCCGAGGAGGACCGGGCUCGGGAGGGUGGGCGGGAGGGACGAGGCGGAGAGGAGCCGGCUCCGCCAGCCGCUCGCACCGGCCCCUCGCCCCUCUCCUCCGGCCCCAUGAAGCAGCGAGAGUAACGAGCGAGGAGGACAAAAAGGCGGCGGCGGCGGCGCGGGGGGGGGGGGGGGGUUGGCGGAGAGCGAGCGCCCCGGUGGGGGAGAAGGAGGUGGAAGCCGGAGGAAGCACCCCGACCCCCCCCCGCCUCACCGCCUGCCCUCGGCGCCCUCCGGCGGGGAAGGGGCCGGUCCCCCGCCCGCCACCCCCGGGCGCGGAGCCCCGCUGCCCCGCGCUGCCCGCCGCCGCGGAGCUGUCCGAGCCGGCGCGGGGGUCCAAAAGCCGCUCUCCUUCUCCCCGCGUCCCCUCGCCGCCCCUGAGGCCGCGCCGAGGGGCGGGGGUCGCGCCCGCCCAGCGGAGCCGCGGGGUGCGAGGCGGGGGGGGGGCACCCGCCGCCGCCGCCAUGAAGCUGGAGGUGUUCUCGCAGCACUACGAGGACAAGCUGAGCGCCGGCAGCGACCACGAAGGCAGCGGGUCCCUCUCCCCGGCGCCGGCCGAGAGCGAGCUGGGCUCGGACGGCGACUGCGCCGCCAACAGCCCGGGCGGCGGGGCCGGGCGGCCGGGCCCCCCGCCCCCGCCGCCGCCCCCCGCCCCGCAGCCGCCGCCGCCGCCGCCGCCGGCCGAGAGCGCCAAGGGGAAGCCCUACACCCGGCGGCCGAAGCCGCCCUACUCCUACAUCGCCCUGAUCGCCAUGGCCAUCCGCGACUCGGCCGGCGGCCGCCUGACCCUGGCCGAGAUCAACGACUACCUGAUGAGCCGCUUCCCCUUCUUCCGCGGCGCCUACACCGGCUGGCGCAACUCCGUGCGCCACAACCUCUCCCUCAACGACUGCUUCGUCAAGGUGCUGCGCGACCCGGCGCGGCCCUGGGGCAAGGACAACUACUGGAUGCUGAACCCCAGCAGCGAAUACACCUUCGCCGACGGCGUCUUCCGCCGCCGCCGCAAGCGCCUCAGCCGCGCCGCCCCGCCGCCCGCCCGCCCCGCCGCCGCCGCCGCCGCUCCCCCCCCGCCGCCGCCGCCGCAGGAGGCGGCCGGAGCGGGCUCCGCGUCCCCCGGCGGUUCCCCGCGGUGCUGCUGCGCCUCCUCGCCCUGCAACUGCGCGCCGGGCGCCGUCGCCAAGGAGGCAGCGGCGGGGGGCAGCGCGGCGGCGGCGGCCGCGGGGGAGGGAAGCGGCGGCGCCAAGUUCUCCAGCUCCUUCGCCAUCGAGAGCCUCCUCCGGCGGCCGGCGGGGCCCCGCACCGCCCCGCCGCCGCCCGGCCGCCUCCUCUGGCCGGCGCCCCCCGGGCCUCCGCACCUGCUGCCCGGCCCCUACCCGCUGCUCCCCUACCCCCCCGCCGCGCAGCCCGCCCCCCCCGCCGCCGCUGCCCUUUACGGCGGCGGCCUCCUGCAGCUCUGCGCCUACGGGCUGGGCGAGCCGCCGCCGCUGCCGCUGCUGGCGAGCGGGCGGCGAGCGCUGGCCCCGGGCGAGCCGCCGGCGGAGCGGCCGCGGGCGCCGCUCUUCCCCCCAGCCCUCCCCAAAGGCGGGCGGGGGCCGCCGCCCGGCCCCCAGCUCUACGGGCCCCUCCGGCUGCUGCCGGCGGCGGGGGGGUCGGCCCCGUUCCAGCCGUACGCCGUGGAGACCCCCCUGGCUUAAUGGCGCCCGCCCCCUCCUCCUCCUCCUCCUCCUCCCCUGCGAGGCGCCUGCCCGGGGAGGGGGGAAGGAGGAGGAUCAGGAUCCCGCACUUUAACUCCAGAGGCGACCAAAGCCUCCAAGAAAAAGCCUCGGUGACUGUGCCUUAGUGAAAUGACAGUGGGUUUAACUUGAACCAAAAAAAAAAAAAAAAAAAAAAUCAGAAAGAAAAAAAAAAAAAAACAAAACAAAACAACAAAACAAAUGUCGUUUCGGACAUAGCCAUGAGCCUCAAGUGCUUCUUACUGUUCGUUGAGACUACUUGACUUCAACCAUUCCCUCGCCGCCUCCUUUCUAUCCCCCCCCCCCUUGUCCCCGCAUCUCCCCGCACCAAAGCUUUGGGCGGCGGAGCAGGGGGUGCCCCCGCGGAGAGGCGCGGUGGCGGCAGCCGGGGGGUGCGCUGUGCACUUGGGGGGGGGGGGGGGGGUGCCGGGGAGCUCCUGCCGGGAGGAGCAGGGAGAGAGAGAAAGGGGAAGGGGGGGGGGGGCCGGGGGCUGCUGUGGAGCCGUAGGUCUGUACUGCAAAGCGAUGCAUCACUGUGCCAAAACAAACCUUUUCUCCUGUCCGGCAACUAGCAUUUCGUGGGAAGGGAGGACAUUAAAUUAUUUAUAAAAGUAGUGUUUUUAACACAAAGAGAGUGCAGCUUUUUUAAUUAAUUAUUGUUCUUGGGGAGAGGGGGCGGCCGGCCGGGAAAGGGCUCAAGAAAAUGUCAGGCGUUGUCCCCUGUACUGGUUGGCGCUGUACAUUUAAGGCCAAGACCACUGCUACUGGAAAGAGAAGAGUAAUUUUUUUUUUCGUAUUUUAUUUUUGUGUUUGUAUAUAAUAUAUGUGCGUGUGCAUUUUACUGACGCUCGGCCACCGUGUUUUUUUCCCUUUUUUUUUUUUUUUCUUCCUUUUCCUUUCUCCUCUCCCCCCGAAUAAAAGCUGCCCCCUAAAUAAAGACGGUGAUAAGGUGAA
This is a messenger RNA of Tyto alba (common barn owl), 3059 nucleotides long. It is a transcript of the gene FOXQ1, whose product is annotated as forkhead box Q1. Gene Ontology annotation, biological process: regulation of transcription by RNA polymerase II; cell differentiation; anatomical structure morphogenesis. Gene Ontology annotation, molecular function: RNA polymerase II cis-regulatory region sequence-specific DNA binding; DNA-binding transcription factor activity, RNA polymerase II-specific. The coding region runs from base 837 to 2066 and encodes 409 amino acids. The transcript has a single exon. Lineage: Eukaryota; Metazoa; Chordata; Aves; Strigiformes; Tytonidae. The record is from RefSeq and is a predicted model, not a curated record.